This is a messenger RNA of Amoebophrya sp. A25, 8521 nucleotides long. NCBI's taxonomy places the organism in Eukaryota, Dinophyceae, Syndiniales, Amoebophryaceae. The record is from the annotation of a GenBank genome assembly.
GUGAGUGUGAGAGAGGAAGUAGAAGAUACUUAUUAUGAUUACUCAAGAUUAGAUUUUUAACCUGAGUACUAGACAAUGAUCACCACUUGAGAAUCGACACUUCACCAGAGACAAUUAUAAACUCGGACACGGUCCACAACCCGCAUCUACGUACAGUCCUGUUGUACUCGUAGCUAUUGUGCUUGACAACACGAAGAACUAGUUGACUCUUACUCGAUAAUAAUUGAUUCUUACUCAAUAAAAAUAUUAGUUAAGAAAAGAUAGUUGAUUUUUGUUCGGUGUAGUUCUUUUUAUCGAUCAUUCAGAAGCAAACCAGACGUAAAAUGACAAGGACGAAGUGAAAGUGACACAGUUUUCUCACUAGAACUUAAAGUUUAGUAAAAAAACGGUAAAAAAAAAUCAAAGUGAAAAGGCCUGUGCUAGUGCCAGAGUUUCUAGUAAAGGACUCUGUUCAUGUAGUUCAAUAUUGACUUAAGUAAGAAUCUUCGCUCGCUAUGUGUAUAAAAAUUCAUAAUUAUUAUCAAUAUUUCUCUUACCUUUGAUGCAUCCUGCAGAACCUGAUCCGCCUAUGUCACUUCAGCAACAAGAGGACGAAAUCGUUUGAGUUUGUCUAAAGAGUUGAGAUUUUUCUUCUGACUAAUCAUGACCGCCAGCAUGCUGAUCUAAAACUGAAACGAUCCUCUCGCUAAACGAUCCUCUCGCUCCUUGUUUGAUCUGGUUCCUUCAGAGACGAGAAGUCCGUUGACAGGAUCCUCUUCUGAGGCUCUUUCACAGACGCAGUCUAAACCACCGCUACUGACCACGAUCACAGGAUCUCGCAAAAAAACGAUCACCAGUCUAGAUUUAUUGAUUCGUCGUCAGUGCUUGUCCACCUCGUGCUACUAUAUUGUAUAGUUUUUAUUUACGAUUACGAGCAGCUUCAACAUUCGUUGUACAAAAGUGGAUGAAGUAUAAUUUCGAUACUACAUACUGGUAAUAAAUAGUACAUGAUACAUGUAGAAUCAUACCAGAAUCAAUCCCCAAAAAAAUGAGUUACUAGAACCAAUGCAAUUUUCUAACUACUUAUGAAAAUAGGUGGAUGCUCAAUUAAUGAAUAACGCUUUGCAUGCUCUGUUUGUUAUGAUAGUUAUCUAGGUCUGUGUCCUGAGGCUCGAUAAUCUGAAAGUCCGCUGUUGAUCUGUUGACGCUCAAACGUAGGCGCGCAUUAUAUUUAUAAGAACAAGCUCACUGCUUCCGCAGUCUAAUUUCUUCGUUAUAGCUCCUCUGCAAACUACAACAUCCUUCUCAUUGUGGCAUCAAUUGAAUUGUUGGUCAGGUUUUUCAAAUAGAUGCUGUGUCAUCUUUUUUGUUGAAAAUUGCAGCGAAGAACAACCAACCUACAACAAACGCUAACCGUAACUACGUCGACAUCAAGAACAAUAAAUUGGUUAAGCCCUUGCUCAAGAAUCAUACCCGAGCAACUUAGAACGAAAAGCAAAAGCAUAAAACAUCAAAUAUUUGAAAUUUUUAGAACUCAACGUCUACAGCAUCAUAACCCUAAUAAAGAACAGCAUUACAACUGAUUGAGAGGCAGUCUUACCCUGCGGAAUAAGGUGAGUCAAUUCCUAUCCUAUCCUUUUUAUUGAAAGAGAUAUAAACCACAAAAUGGCGAUCCCGCGUGAAAGUGAGGACGUAACUAGCCAAAUUUGGGCGAUGCCCGAUAAGAAGAAGCGCACCCCCAAGGUCGACACGGCCGAAAUUUCCCGCGUGCUCGCUGAAUGCGAAGAAAUCAGCAAAAAUGUGCUCGAGGGUCAAAAUUAUGCUGAAUGAAGUUACAAAUACAACAACUACUACGUAAUAUUAAGUACUUGUUAUCACUUCUACAACGAUAUCGAUAAUAUCUCUCUAUCUAUAUUAAUUACUCCAAUAAAACGAAAACCACUCAUCUUUCGAGCUCGACUUCCCUCUCACAGCGCACGUGGUGAAGCAGAUUAAACUUUUCAAAUGCUGUUACACCUACCCCGUACAGCUUCAGCUAGAUCUGGUGUAGCUGUUGUUCUUGUUUUUGUCCAUGCACGUUCUGUUUUUGAAAUGUUGAGGUAUUUUGAUUCGCCACCACGCCCUCGUUCUUCUAAUCAGUAGGUGGGAACAAGGGAGCCGCAGAUAUGGCGAAGAAGAUGGCUUUUCCCAUUGCGCUUUCUCGGGUAGAUUUUUUGUUCGAGCUUGUGGCUGACAAAAAGCUCCAGGCGGCGGCUUCGAAGACCCUGUUUGACAUCGCUGAGCAUAUGCCGGAAUACGCCACACGUCAGUUUUUGUUACGGCUCCUUGAUUACUUAUAGAUAUACAUAGAUUCAACAAGAUUAUAUUCAUUGUAGAUGUAGAUUCAACAAGUUAGAAGAUCGUAAAAGUCAGUCCUCGCUAUCGCUUACACUUUUGUUUGGCUUUGGAUGAAACUGUUAUUUUGAAAUAUCAUGGGUUUGGGUUAUCGUUAUAGUCCUCUCCAGGAUGAACUACAUCUAGUCCUAGUAUUCAAAAACUUUCAAAAUCUUCUAGAGCCAGAGCCCUUCCAGAGCUGGAGGCCUUGCAAUUACACAUAAUAGAACUAGAAGGGGCUCUGGCUCUAGAAGAUUUUCAAAGUUUUUGAAUACUAGGACUAUGGUAGGGACGGCGAACCGUGAUUUGCAGCGAUGAAAGACCAACUUGAUCAUGAUGUAUCUAUAAGGCUGCUCCUCCAUGUUGAUAUGUACCCGUGGUGGUCUUGAUCUUGCUAUUGCUUCGUACUAGGGUUGUGGUUCUUCCAUAAAAAUUUGCUUAUCAUGCAGAUGCACAGCUGAAUGAUGUCGUCAUCUAAUUCGGAAGCGCAUGCGUGGCGCUCUUCAUGGUCUGGCUCUGCCUGAGCAGAAGAAGCUUGCCUUGUCGCUCCUUGACAAGUUUGCUACUGACCCGAAAGGCGCACGCAAGAGAAUCAUCGCUCAGGAGCUGGUGAACCUGGUCCCGGCUGUGGCGCCGUUGGGAACGGACUUGAAAGUAAAGCACGAGGCAGAACAAACCAUGCGAAAGCUCUUCCGCUGCUGCGAAAACGCAGACCUCAUUGCUGGCGGAUCCACUUCCACUGGCACAGGUAGAUGAAGUAGAAGUACUAGUACAAGAACUAGCACCAGGUGGUAGGCUGAAGUAGCAGUUGUAGGGCGAAGGCUAAGGCACACGCGCACACAAAUAAGUACGUAGAAGAAGUGGAAGUAGAAAAACGCUUGUUUAGAAUUUCGUAUGCUAUAAUAUAUAAGUCAGUGAACAAGUAAAAUAGAUGAUUGUAUUUGUGUUUAGAAUUUGGUAUGCUAAGUGAAGUAAAGUAAAUGAUUGCAUUUGCAGUUAUUUGUAUCAUAUCUACUUGAACUACAUGCUUUCAGGUUUCGAGGAAAGUGUGAUCAAGGGCGUCCACGGACAAGAUAUUCCAGGAUGCGUGGAGACUUUGGCAGGGUGCCUCUUCGUCCAGCGUGUCGAGAGUCCAGCCUUGAGCGUGAUGUUGCCGAUCUUUCUACGGGGUCUGAACAGCGACGAAAAGGUCGUGCGUCGCACCUGCGUGAUCAUCGAGAAUAUGGCCAAGUUGGUGGACGAGGACCGACCCGAGGAGGCUUUUCCGCUCACCGGCGCGGUUCUCGCUGCCCUGCGGGGGCGCACCGACACCGUGUCCGACCCCGAGGCGCGUGGCGUUGUCGAGCGCGUGGUGCGGCUGUUGGAGAUCCGUUUUCUGAUGGCCAACUCGCAAUCCCCAAGCAAGAGCAUCAGCGUGCUCGCGCACAUGCGAGCGGCGAGUCUACCCGCCGCCAAGCAGGUCGAAGCGAAUCCACAUCUCAACGAGUGGCUCAACGAAGCCGCGCUUAGCAUGCUGCGCACUGACACGGAACGCAUGGACGACUGGGACACCAUUUUCCGCUACGCGCACGGCAUGAAACGAGCAGAAAUCAAGAUUCUCAUCGUGGCGUUAAAGGGCAUGAUCUUACGAUGAACAAACAACUCUGACUGUUAGUGUUACUAUUACUCUCGCACUCGCUACCCCUACCACUCUCGAUCAUCAUAAAAGUAGACCAGAGCAGUUUUAGUUUAUAGCACCCAUGGCGCAUGGAGUUCAUGGAGCGCAGACCCAUACGGGACGCAAGAAGCGCCGCAUGUAGCUCCAUGCGAUCCAUGCACUCCAUGCCCUGCGAGCUGCCAAACCUUCGAAAUUUUUCUGCUUUAGACUUUCAACAAAUCACUUUCAAUCAGGAGAGACACAACUUUCGGCCAUAGAAUACCAAGUAAUAGCAGGUCUUUUGCGCUUAUUAACAAUAACAUUGUCAUAGACAGCGCUGCUCUGUGCCUGUCUAGAACAAAAACUAAAGCUUCUAAAACAAGAUUUUUAAUAAUAGAACCGAUUGACAGGUACAGGUAGGACUAGGUAGAGCUUGAGCAGGCACGAAAAAUGAAUAAUGAAAUGUUAAUGUUUGUGUACUAGUAGAAACCCGACAACGGGCUGUCGCUAAUGAUGAACCUGGACAGCGAUGAGCAGACACAUCUUUUUGGUGGCGGUGAUGAUGACGGAGACAUGAGCCAGGAUCUAUUUCGCGGUAGCUUCUCACUCGCAUUUGGUAGUUGCACGCUGAUCAAGGACACUCCCUUGCUCUUAAAGAAAAACCGUUUCUACGGAUUGCUAGGGGCCAAUGGCUGUGGAAAGUUACGGAUCUUCUAUUGCGAAUAAAUAUAAACUGCUCCUUCACAACAUUAGUUCUUCAUCUUCGUCCUCCACAUUUAUUAUUCGUUCGGUAGUCUUCGCGGUGCAUUUUGUGCUUGUUAGAAAAACUAAAAGAAGGUACUUAAAAGAAAUGAUUACUUAAUAAGAUUAUACCUUAUUUACCUUGUACUUGAAUAAAUGAUGGAAAGCACUCCCGGGUGCCUAGGAAUUUGCUUCGAGAUGACAACUACAUCAACAGCAUCAACCUCGUUCUCGCGCUAAGAACAACUUCGCUGAUGCGUGCGAUUGUGGAGGAAAAACUCGAAGGAUUUCCAAAGCGUGAUAAGCUCACCACCGUUUUCGUGGAGCAUGACAUCGGAGAAGAGCCUGUGUUGCUAGAGAGUGGGUCGAAGAUUGCCAAAAAAUCGACUUCGAACGGAGAUAUCCUUAAGGCUUGCGACCAUAAUCCAUCCUCGGAAACAUCCCAGAGGUGUUUGCAAGGGGAAACAAAACUGUCUGAGGGUGGUGGACUUUGAAAACUAAAGAUAACCGGGUAGCUAACUUAUAAAUAAAAGAUUCACGAGUAGGAGUACCUACCUUGUUCUUCUUUCAGUAUCUCGUUUAUUCUAUUAUGAGUUACUUGCUUAUUUCAACAGUUUAUCGAUAGGGGUAAUAGAAAAAUAUGCUCUAAUAUCUGUGACUUGGUCACCACAGACCUCUCCGGAACCGACUGGGUGUAUCACACGGUCCGCAACGUCUACGGAAACAAGAACGUGACGAAGCAGGACUGCGCAAAGGCACUUGCAGCCAACGGAUUCGGCCCCGGAAAGGCCGCAGACCAUACCGCGCAGCAAAUUACGGAGUACAGCGGAGGUUGGAAGAUGAAAAUGCAACUGGUCGCGGCUACCUUGGUGAAAGCGGACAUUUUGAUGCUGGACGAGCCCACGGCGCAUAUUGACGCUGCAAACACUGCUUGGAUGAGCCAAUGGCUUGCGAAGUUUCCGGGAUCGGUGGUGGUGACCAGUCACAACAUCCCGUGGCUGAACGAACGAAUAACGGAUCUGAUCUACUUCGAGAAUCGCAAAUUGAGGCAGUUUCACGGCGAGAAAGGCAAGACCGUUGACCUUUUUGCGCAGAAGUUCCCAGAUAAGCUGGAACAAAUUGUGCCCACGCAGUCAGAGUCGCAGGCCUUUGAGCUGCCUCCGCCAGGACCACUCGACGGGGUCUCAUCUAAGACAAAAGCUGUCCUCAAAAUGCAGAACGUCUCCUUCAAAUAUCCACAUCGCAACGGCACUCCAGCGAAAAAGAAUGCACCUAAUGUGGUACUACAACGGCUAACUUUCUUUUAACAACGUGCUGAUGCACAUGAACAUCCUGUUCCUGGAGAACGUAGUGAGGAUCUUGUUGCACAAUUCCAAUUUCCUUGAAGAAAAUGAAAUGAUAUUAGUGGAUGUGCUGGUUCUGCUGUGUUAACAAAAUGAGACAUGUACAGGAUAACCUUCCUUUUAGAGUACGGCAAGUACUCAUUUGUUCAACAUCAUUCAUGAAGAAAAACACAAUCUAAACUUCUACCUCAGGUGAACGGCGUGUCUUUGAACCUGUGCCUGAAUUCGCGCGUUUCUGUUGUCGGACCGAACGGUGCGGGUAAGAGCACGCUGAUGAGCCUCUUGCUCGGAGAAGAGCAGGCAGACACGGGAACUGUUCUGCGGCAUAGCGGUCUGAGAAUCGCGCACGUGGCACAGCAAGCUCUCCACCACCUGGAGAAGCACCUGGAUAAGACUCCGAACAAAUACAUGCAAUGGCGCUUUGAGGGUAUGGAUGAUUAAGACCCAACAAAAAACCAAACAUAAAAAUUCGAGCUUAAUGUCUUGUAUUUCUAAGAAAGUAGUAUCUUCACUAGCAUUAGCAUAGGCAUCUUCUUCAUCAUCUGUCCUCUUUACUAUCUCUAUCACUUGCGAAGUGACACUCCGAUUGCGAGAAUUUCAAUCAGGUGAGACCUGCAAAGAAUUAGAAUCCUCCUCAUGACAAUUCUUGACUACGACCACUUCUAGGACAUACAAGUACAACUUCUAAAACCACCGUGAAAAUUUCGAGAACCGGUCCAAGGCUGCUUUAGCCGCUUCAGAAGCGGAAUUGCAAAAGGUUCAAUGGAUGGUGCAAUAUCCAGAGGCCCUGGUCCGAAAAUGUGAAGGGAACGAAAAACCAUGGACAAUUCACCAAGUUCUGGGACGAAAAAAGGGAGAGGUAAUUAUAACUAUAACAAGAAGAAAUGAUAUCUGAGGUUGUGACUCAGUAGCUGAUUGCUUUAGUGUAGUUCUACUUACGUUAGUUACGUAGAUCGAAAUAUAUUUAUCAUGUGCAUGGACUUGGAUUUGGUUAUACCGAGACUUUUGAGUGAUGGGAUUUUUCUGUCCUCAUACCCUCAUGAGUGCCUAGAGUGCAUUCCACGUCUGAUCAUGGUCUCAGGCGCGUGCGUUUUCGCUGUACGAUCACGUCCCUGCGGGCACGAAGAGCAACGUGCACGCGAAAGUGAUUGGCAAGUCGAGCUACGAGUAUUCCGUUCAGUUUUUGACGCCUAGCGGGGACAAACGCGAGGUCUGGGUGCCCCGUGACGUGCUCAUUCAGAUGGGCCACGAGAAGCUGGCGUGCCGCGAAGACGAGAGGCAGGCAGCCGAGAAGGGACUGAUGCAGCGACCGCUGAUCCAGAGCGAGAUCGAGAAGCACCUCGCGAGUUUCGGUCUCGAUGCGGAAAUUGUGUCUCACACGCCCAUCGCGAAGUUGGCGGCGGGCCAACGCGCGCGGUUGGCUUUGGGCGCCGCGUUGUGGCUCAGCCCUCACAUUUUGGUGUUGGACGAACCCACCAACUACCUGGACAAGCGAGGUCAGAAGGCGCUUGUCAAGGGGUUGCAAUCCUUUGGCGGUGGCGUCAUUGUCGUGUCCCACAAUGAGGAGUUUUGUGCGGGCGUCGCUUCCGAGUUCUGGCGCAUGACCGGUCGGGACGGCCCGGGACCGGCCGGCACUCUGAAGCGCGAAGGCGAGCUGGCCGAGAACGCAGGCCCGCAGGCGGUGGAGUACGCGGCGAAGCUGGAGACGAUGUUGGACGCCAGUGGCAAUACGAUUGAGGUCUCCAAAGGCGCAAGUGUGAACAAGAAAGAGCUAAAACGGCAGAUUCGUGAAUUGGAAGGCAAGUUGAAGAAAAAGAGCGGUGGCAACAAGCUCCUCACCGAAGACCUCAAAUUUCAGAUCAUGGAGAAGGUCGCUGAUCUGAAAGAGCAACUCACUUCGAUCGAAACUGGACCGAUGCUGGCUGACAUGAGUUCCGCGAAAUCCGGAGGUGGUGCCGGUGCAAGUGGAAUGCUGAUGUCGUCGGCCUACUCUUCGCCGUUGCAAAGCACGUCCCUGGACGCAGCACUGGCUUCCUUGAGUAGCACAAGCCUACAAGUAUGCGAGCUUUCUUCCGAAGAUAUUACUUCAAGCAAAGCGCUAGGUGGGGCCAACAAAAACGGUGGCGCGGCCUUCCUUGGAGCUCCGAACAAGAAUACACCGAGUUCCCUGACUCCUCUAUCGACUGCCUCCGGUUAUGUGCUAGUCCCGGAACUUUUGCCGCGUUCGCUGUCUUCCAACAGUGGGUAUCAGUUGAUCGAUCCAGCGACGUCUCCCAAAAAGCAAGUGCCACCUGCACAAGCGGCCAUGGGAAACACGGACCGCCAAUACACUGGAAAUGUCGCGGAUUCGGUUGCAAAUUUGUCGCCGGCCAUGGGGAACGGGCAAAUCCAACGGGGAGUCGCGCCGGCCUACGAGUACAAAAAGAAAAACGAUUGGAUGGAAGGCUAA